CGCUUUCGGGCAUCGCUCCUCUCGCUGGUCCCUGGCAGCAGCAAGUGGCUCUCACGAUGGCGAAGGUCACACUCUCAGUGGUUAUCGCUCUAAUCAGCUGCGUAGUGGCAGAGCCGCCAGUGGGAAGGCAGUAUCUACCUCCUGCUCAACGAAAUGGUGGACUACCAUUUGGAUCUCUUCUCUCCGGCAGAAACGGCGCGCUCUCAGAGAGAUACAGGGCACCCUCUCCCCUCGGCAGGUCAUCUGCUGCUGUGUUUGGUCGUGGUUACAACUCUCCUCUCUCGUACAACAGUCGCCUGAACAUCCCCAGCUCCAUCUCCACGCAGUACGGUGUCCCCAGCGGGGUUCCUGCUGCCGCGUCUGCCUUCAACGCCUUCAACGCUCCUAUUUCUGCAAGCCCUGUGGCUGGCCCCGCCUUCCUGUCCGCACAGUACGGUGCUCCCGCCGCCUCCAGCAGGUUUGGUGGACUGAACGGUCUCUCCACCCAGUACGGCGCGCCCGCCGCCUCCAGCAGGUUUGGUGGAGUGAACGGUCUCUCCACCCAGUACGGCGCGCCCGCCGCCUCCAGCAGGUUUGGUGGAGUGAACGGUCUCUCCGCCCAAUACGGCGCCCCCGCCGCCGGAAGGUCUGGCCUCGCCAACACGUACGGCGCCCCCGCCGACUUCUCCCGCAACUCCGGACUGCCGGCCGCCCAGUACGGCGCUCCUCUCGCCGGCUACAGCGCCCAGGAGGACCCUCUAGCCGAGCCCGCCAACUACCAGUUCUCGUACGCCGUGCAGGACGAGGAGUCGGGUAGCGAGUUCGGGCAAGAGGAGACUCGGCAGCUGGAGACCGCCCAGGGCUCGUACCGCGUGCUGCUGCCGGACGGGCGGCUGCAGGUGGUGGAGUAUCAGGCGGACGAGGAGGGCUACAAGCCCGAGGUGCGGUACGAGGAGACGGCUGUGUCGCGGGGCGCCGGCGGGCCGUACCCCGCCUCCAGGGCGCUGCAGGGACCGUACUGACACGUGAAGCACCAGUACCUGGUCCAUGACGGUCUUUAUAUUAAAGCGGAAACGAUUAUUUUCUUGUGAUUUGUAUAUAUGCAGUUAUAUUCUCCAACUGCACUUAAUUUAUGUAUUAUUUAUGUGAAAAUAAAUGCAGAUAUUUUAUAAAAGAA
Molecule: messenger RNA, 1156 nt
Organism: Bacillus rossius redtenbacheri
Lineage: Eukaryota; Metazoa; Arthropoda; Insecta; Phasmatodea; Bacillidae
Product: pro-resilin-like
Exons: 3
Coding region: 57-1001 (314 amino acids)
Cellular component (GO): extracellular matrix
Source: RefSeq, a predicted model, not a curated record